Messenger RNA from Oncorhynchus mykiss (rainbow trout), 2746 nucleotides. RefSeq names its product transcription factor Sox-7-like. Lineage: Eukaryota; Metazoa; Chordata; Actinopteri; Salmoniformes; Salmonidae. Gene Ontology annotation, molecular function: RNA polymerase II cis-regulatory region sequence-specific DNA binding; DNA-binding transcription activator activity, RNA polymerase II-specific. The record is from RefSeq and is a predicted model, not a curated record. Gene Ontology annotation, cellular component: nucleus. Gene Ontology annotation, biological process: cell differentiation; positive regulation of transcription by RNA polymerase II.
GAAAAGUGCAAAUCAAUCCCAGAACAACAGCAAAAGACCUUGUGAAGAUGCUGGAGGAAACAGGAUUGCAGGAGGAAGUGGAGGCAUAUAUAUCAGCGAUGUCGUGUCAUGUUGUCAGCUCUACUCAAUCUGGGGCAUCAGGUGCUGUUUCCUGUUCCUGAGGGGUCUCAAGUUGCAGUCAAGGAGGAGCUGAGAGUCCUCCGGGCUUUAAUGUUGGAACCUGCUCCUCAAAUAUAAAGAGCUGUUUGCCUUCCAAACGCAAGGAAACGCUGAAUUACAACGUCACAGCGGAACAGCGACCAGACACACCGUCCCUCUCAAUAACCAACAGAGGCAACCAGUUUAACCCAGGCAACAUCUCAACCAAUUUAGACAGUUGAAAAAUCAAACCAUUUCUCUAUUUUAACAAAGUUUUUUUUGUAUGUACUUAUAGUACGUAUUUGUCACGGAACAUUUCACUGUUAUAGUCAAAUUUAGAGAGAGAGAAAAGUUUUCACUGCGCCGCGGGAGCGUGAGGAGAGAAGCUCAACCGAACUUUUGCUGAGAGUGAAGAGAGAGCAUGUCUGCACUUAUCAGCGUGUACUCAUCAUGGCCGGAGAGCUUUGAGUGCUCAACGGGAGAUGGGGACGUGCCUGACGGACACGGCUCGCACAGGACUCCCGCGGACAAAGCGUCGGAGCCGCGCAUCAGACGGCCCAUGAAUGCGUUCAUGGUCUGGGCUAAAGAUGAGAGGAAGCGCCUGGCUGUCCAAAACCCAGACCUGCACAACGCAGAGCUUAGCAAGAUGCUGGGCAAGUCGUGGAAGGCCCUGACCCCUCUUCAGAAGCGUCCGUACGUGGAGGAGGCCGAGAGGCUGCGCGUGCAGCACAUGCAGGACUACCCCAACUACAAGUAUCGCCCUCGUCGCAAGAAGCAGCUGAAGCGCAUCUGUAAGCGUGUGGACCCAGGGUUCCUACUGAGCAGUCUGGGGGGGCCUGACCAGAAUGCCCUAACUGACUCCCGGGGCCUCUGCCUCUCUCUGGGUUUGGAUAAAGAAGGGGAUGGUGGUGUUGGGUUUUCAUCACGCUCUUCCCUCAGCCCGGUUAGAUCCUUAAGAGAUGUACCGUCCAGCAGCACCUACCCCUACGGCCUCCCCACCCCGCCUGAGAUGUCCCCCCUGGAUUCGGCCCUGGACCACGACUACCCCUCCUACUACCCCUCCUCUUCUUCCUCCUCUUCAUCCGUCUCCUGCUCAGAGGAGCGCCACCAGCACCAGUGUCAGGGUCAGGCCCCCGGAGGAGGUGGUGGUGGAGGUCACAUGGGCCUGAGUCCUCCGCCCUACCACCCUGACUACACCCAGACUUCCAUCCACUGUGGCUCCCACUCCCACCUAACCCACCUCUCCCACAUGUCCCAGGCUCAGUCCGGAGGCCUCAUCCCUGGGCAUCCUCUGUCCUACUACAGCCCAUCCUCAUGGUCCUCCCAGCUCCAGGUCCACCCGGGCCUCCAGCCCCACCAUCACCCCCACUUGGGGCACCUCUCCCCAGGUCACCACCACCAGCACCACCUGGGUCAGCUCUCUCCUCCUCCAGAGCAGAACCAUGGCCAGAACCACGGUCAACUGGAGACACUGGACCAGCUGAGUCAGGUAGAGCUUCUAGGGGAGGUCGACCGGGAUGAGUUCGACCAGUACCUGAACUCCACUGCGGCAGCGGGAGGAGGAAUGACUGUGACGGGUCACAUUCAGGUGACGUCUGGGAGCAGCGUUGUCACGGAAACCAGCCUGAUCUCUGUGUUAGCGGACGCCACAGCAGCGUACUACAACAACUACGGCAUCUCUUAGACGGGUCGUCGAGUUACCUGGUCACCAUGCCGACACCGACAGCUCACGUCAUCACACCUGGGAACUGACCCGGGCGCCAUUAAUGUGUCAUCACGCGUCUCAGAGGAGGACUGUUGAUCUCGCGUCAGGUGUCUAUAUCCGUGUAAUCUUAUUAAAUUGUGAUCUAUUAGGCGACACCAGAACCAAUCACAUGGCAAGAUGAUGGUUUGGGGCCAAGGAAGGAAACAAGAGGGUAUAAAUGAGAGAAAGAGAGAGAAGAUUGAAGGACACCUCAGGGAUGCUCAAAUUGGUCAACUAGUUCAUCAAUAUCUAUCUGUCUAUUUCCAGAACUGAAUUCCAGCCGGUCGUUGUCCAGUUGUCUUAACGUGUUGCCAGACGUUGUCCUCUUGUCUUAACGUGUUGCCAGACGUUGUCCUCGUCUUAACGUGUUGCCAGACGUUGUCCAGUUGUCUUAACGUGUUGCUGUAAAGUGUGUUGUACAGAUGCUCUCAUCACUUAUUGAAGCACUUUGAUGUUUCAACUAAAUGCUUUAUUGUAUUGCUGUUAUUAUGAAUUUUUUCUGUUUGAAUGUUUGUAUUAUUUUCUAACCGACAUUAGUAGUGUCUAUUUAAAUGAGGAUUAGAGGGACAUUUCUUAUGCAGUUAAUUGCGGGUCUCAAAUGACACUCUAGUCCCUAUGAAGUGCACUACUUUUGCCCAGGUACCACAGGGCUCUUGUCAAAACUAGUGUACUAGAAAGGGAAAAAAAACUGCGUCGUUUUGAGACGAAGCCGAGGAAAUAUCAUGAAGAAAAAAUACUUUACAUUACUUUCUCCUUUUCAAGUACUUAAUAUAUAAAUCAUAAUCUUUACAAUGAAAAUAAUAAUUACUGUAUGCUGAUUUUAGGUUUGUGAAUUAAUUUGAAAUAAAGUUCCACUUUCUAUUU